AUGAAAUUGAUUUUUGUAUUUGUUUUGGGCGUGGUAUGGGUAUAUGCUUAUCCUGAUGGGUAUUCAAGAGGCGGGGAAGGUGGCGGUGGGGGCAAUGGGGGUGGCGGUGGCGGUGGCGGUAAAGGUGGUGGUGGUGGCGGAGGAUCUCCGGGUGGUGGUUAUCUACCACCCGGUAACGGUGGCAACGGUAAUGGCGGUGGCACAGGCGGAGGCAAACCAGGAGGAGGUGGCGGUGGACGGGGUGGAGGUGGUGGUAAACCUAGUAAUGGCGGCCCAAGACCGCCUAACAAUGUAUAUGGUCCACCUGGGGGUGGUACUGGAGGCGGUGGCGGUACAGGUGGUACAGGUGGUGGUGGUGGCGGUGGUCCUGGUGGCGACGGUGGUUCUGGCGGUUUCGGUGGUGAUGGAGGUGGUGGUGCCCCAGGUGCAGGUUCCGAUAUAGAAAUUAUUACAUUUGAGACAAAAAUCAACGUCGAUGGUUCUUAUAAUUAUGUAUAUGAAACUGGUAACGGUAUAAAUGCGGAUGAAAUGGGUUAUGUUAAAAAUCCAGGCUCAGAGGGUCAAGAAGCUCUCGUAUCUGAAGGGUCAUUUUCAUUUACAAGCCCGGAAGGUGACGAUUUCACUGUCACGUAUAUAGCCGACGAGUUUGGUUUUCAACCGCAAGGCGAUCACUUACCAACACCACCACCAAUACCCCAGGAGAUACAAGACGCUUUAGAUAAGCUAGCUGCUGAAGGUGGACAUCCAGGAGAUAGUGGUGAUGGAGGAGGUGGUGGUGGCGGUGGUGGUGGUGGUGGAGGUGGCGGAAAUGGCGGCGGUAAUGGCGGUGAUGGAGGAGGUAAUGGUGGUUAUGUUUAUUAGAAGUGUAAAGGUAAAUAUACAUGCUUAUAUACAUAUAUAUGUAUAUAUAUAUACAUAUAUAUAUAUAAGCAUUUAAAAUAAAAUCCAAUAUUCCUUGAAACUAUAUUUAUAAAAAUUUGAUUAACAUGAGAAGCUUAGCAUAAACAUCAACAUAAAUAGGAAAUCAAUCGAAUUUUCCUCAAUAUUUUAAAUUUACAAAUUAUUUUAUUCAAUAAUGUGUAAGUAA
This is a messenger RNA of Glossina fuscipes, 1087 nucleotides long. RefSeq names its product pupal cuticle protein 36a (gene Cpr65Az). NCBI's taxonomy places the organism in Eukaryota, Metazoa, Arthropoda, Insecta, Diptera, Glossinidae. Bases 1 to 861 code for a protein of 286 amino acids. The record is from RefSeq and is a predicted model, not a curated record. Gene Ontology annotation, cellular component: chitin-based extracellular matrix. Gene Ontology annotation, molecular function: structural constituent of chitin-based larval cuticle. The transcript has 4 exons.